AUGGUAAAAAUAUCUUUGAUUGUGAUAGCUCUUGCAGCUUUGAUUUCUUAAAUUCAAUGCUAAACUAAUUUGGCAGAAUAAUUAACUAUUUCAGACUUAAAGACUUACAACAAAUGGAGAAGCAGCUAUAGAAGAGUCUUUUUAAACGAAGAUGAGGAAACAUACAGAUAACUUGUUUUCUUUGAGAAUCUACAAAAGCUAAAAACUCAUGAAAAAAAUACAGAAGCAACUUACACCGUUUCUUUAAAUUAGUUCUCUGAUUAUUCCUAAGAAGAGUUUGUCUAAAGAAUAUUAAACAAGCACAUCUCAAGAUCAGAUGCUGAUAUUCAGAAAGAACAAGAACCAAAUGGAAAUCUUAGAAAAGCUGUCAAUUACCCUACCUCUGUUGAUUGGAGAAAUUCUGGUGCACUAAAUCCUAUUUAAAAUUAAGGUUAAUGCGGUUCUUGUGCUGCAUUUGGUACUGCUGGAGUUCUUGAAUCUUUUUACUACCUUAAAAGCAAAUAGCUUUUAAAGUUCUCUGAGUAACAGCUUCUUGAUUGUGCCAGAUAAGCAGGCUUUGAUACUUAUGGGUGUGACGGAGCAUGGUAGUAAGAAUAUUUUAAGUAUGCAAUAAAAUAUGGUAUUGUUCAAGGAAGUUCAUAUCCAUAUGUAGGAUAUCAGACAACAUGCAAAAAUACCUCAAACUUAUCAAAGUACUUCCCUCAAUCAUUCAAGUUUAUCAACCCAAACGCUUCUGAUGUUAAAGCUGCCAUUUCUCAAGGACCUAUUUCUGUAACUGUAGAUGCAUCUACUUGGAGCUCUUACAGCGGUGGUAUCUUUAAUGGUUGCAAUAGCAAUAUACAGCUUAAUCAUGCUGUAAUCGCUGUUGGCUAUGAUACCCAAGGUAAUUAUAUUAUCAGAAAUCAUUGGGGAACAGGCUGGGGUGAAAAGGGUUACAUGAGAUUGUCAGCUAAUAACAAUUGUGGAGUUUUAACAAGUGUUAUUUAAGUUUUAUCUUGA
Messenger RNA from Tetrahymena thermophila SB210, 999 nucleotides. RefSeq names its product papain family cysteine protease. Lineage: Eukaryota; Ciliophora; Oligohymenophorea; Hymenostomatida; Tetrahymenidae. The record is from RefSeq and is a predicted model, not a curated record. The transcript has a single exon. Gene Ontology annotation, molecular function: cysteine-type endopeptidase activity. Gene Ontology annotation, cellular component: lysosome.